UAUUGGACAAACACCCCUUAUUCACCAUGGAGAGCGUGGAUCUGGUAGUCGUGGGCGCAGGUUGGAGCGGUCUCGCUGCUGUCAAGACCUACCGCGAGGUCAAUCCCACCAGCAAUGUCCUGUUAUUGGAGGCAGCCAGCUCGGUCGGUGGAGUGUGGGCAAAGCACCGUCUGUACAAGGGCCUCAAGUCCAAUAACAUGCUUGGAACGUACGAGUACAGCGAUUUCCCUAUGGAUGAGGCCACAUUUGGCGUGAAACCUGGGGAGCAUAUCCCUGGUGACGUGGUGCAGCGGUACCUUGUCGCGUACGCCGAGCACUUCAAAUUCCUCGAUCGCGUUCGGUUGAACCAUUCUGUUGAGAGUGCUGAACACAACCUGGAUGGAUCAUGGAAAUUGAUCGUGUCGCAUGAGGAACAAUCACUGACGAUUGAGGCUAAGAAAUUGAUCGUCGCGACUGGAAUCACUUCGCAGGCUUAUCUGCCUACUUUCAAGGGCCAGGAGACCUUCGGCGCACCAUUGUUCCACUGCCGGGACAUUCUGCAGUAUGAAGCCGACGUCUUUAAAUCCGGGGAGCGAGUCACCGUCUUUGGUGCUACCAAGUCCGCAUGGGAUGCUGUUUAUGCGAGCGCAACAUCGGGCAUGAAGGUUGAUUGGGUCGUGCGGGAGUCGGGACACGGUCCAUGCUGGAUGGCCCCGCCAUACGUGACUCCACUGAAGAAGUGGCUGGAGAAGCUGGUGACAACACGGCUCUUGACCUGGUUCAGCCCCUGUAUCUGGGGUGAAGCCGAUGGGUACACUCGUGUGCGGAGCUUCCUGCACGGAACUUGGCUGGGACGGAAGAUCGUCGAUGCGUUCUGGGGCGUGCUAGCAGAUGAUGUCGUGCAGCUGAACGGCUAUGACAAGGAUCCGGAGAUGAAGAAGCUCAAGCCUUGGGUGAGCCCAUUUUGGAUUGCUUCAUCACUAAGUAUCCUGAACUACCCAACCGACUUCUUCGAUCUAGUCAAGAAUGGCUCAGUCAAAAUUCAUGUCGCCGAUCUGGACCAUCUCUCCGACCACACAGUUCAUCUGUCAACAGGCGAUGAACUACCCACCACAGCCCUCAUCUGCGCUACGGGCUGGCGUUGUACCCCAAACUUGAAAUUCCUUCCCGAGGGCAUCGACCGCACACUGGGAUUCCCUUGGAGCAAAGAUCCAAUUGAUGCCAAAAUGGUGGAAGCCGCCGACGCAGAGAUUCUGCGCCGUUUCCCUCGCCUCAGCGACCAACCUAACCCCAAUCCUAAAUAUCACCCCCUCGAUGAGACAUCCGAGGCAGCGGCCCCGCAUCCCUUCCGCCUGGCCCGUUUCAUGGUCCCCUUGUCAACACUCAAUGAGCGAUCAUUGGCCUUCAUGGGUGUCCCUAUGACAAUCAACACGACCCUGGUGGCCCAAACACAAGCCCUUUGGAUCUCAGCAUAUUUCUCAGAUCGAUACACACCUACUUCAACCGAGCGCUGCCCUCCCGCUGUCCGCGCAUGCUCCGACUCCAAGUCCGAGGAUGAUUCCGAGCUUGACUUGGCCUGGGAGACGACUCUGCACUCUGAGUUUGGAAAGUUCCGAUACCCGGCUGGCUUUGGCAAGCGGAAUCCUGAUUUUGUAUUCGAUGCUAUCCCGUACAUUGAUCUCAUGCUGCGGGACUUGGGCUUGUCCACGGAGCGCAAGAAGGGUAUGCUAGCACGAUGCUUCCAGCCGUAUGGGACGGAGGAUUACAAGGGCUUGGUGGAUGAAUGGAAAUCCAAAGCAUAA
Penicillium pulvis is the source of this 1781-nucleotide messenger RNA. RefSeq lists its product as uncharacterized. The record is from RefSeq and is a predicted model, not a curated record. Gene Ontology annotation, molecular function: NADP binding; N,N-dimethylaniline monooxygenase activity; flavin adenine dinucleotide binding. NCBI's taxonomy places the organism in Eukaryota, Fungi, Ascomycota, Eurotiomycetes, Eurotiales, Aspergillaceae. The transcript is spliced from 2 exons. Bases 27 to 1781 code for a protein of 584 amino acids.